CUGGAUAUUUCUUUCUUGAUUCGCAAGACACAACAUCAUCCCCUAACAUUCUUUUCUUGGCUCCCAAGGUUUCAAUCGGGAAACCUGUCGGUGAAUGUAUCAAUCACGUGAACCACACGUGCUAUCCAAUGUGGUUUACUACGCAUGCCUAGGCAGUGUGAAUUAAAGAAGCAUUGCGGACUUUUUGGAUCUUCGUUAAUGUGGUUUCCCCGUUUUGAAGCGUGUUGCUGACCCUACUUGCGCAAUAUAUGACGCAGCAAUCACACAAGAGGCAUGCUUAGUGAUAUUCCGUAACCGGCGUUCAUACAUAUUCUAUCGAGGGCAUCAUUCCAAUCCCUGGGUGCGACUGUCUCCAGGAUCCUAAAAGCACGUUUUUCAUGGUCCCCCAAACCCAGCUUUGAAGUGUGCAGCGUUCUUUGGCUCGAAUCCUCAGAUACACACAAUGACUCCAACCGCCGUAACCAAACAGUCCGUCCGCCCGGACCUAGUAACACUCUUCCAAACCAUCGAGUCCCAAUUCUCGAAAACCUACCUAGGGCAAGAACGAUGGUACCUGCUCGUCCUCGCCGCCCUCGUCGGCGGCACAGAGCCCGAACUAGCAGACCAACUCUACCUCCACCUCAUCUCGCAACCGGCCUACCAAACAUCCAGUUCGCGACAAGCGCUAGUCCGCCGCCUGCGCGAAGCACUCGUAAAACUAAUCUCCAUCAUCGGCGUCUGCAAACCCAUUGAAGCCAUCCUAGCCAUUGCCAAGGUCGAGCGCCCCGAGGAUCGCGACUACAGUUUUAGUCGUGAGAACUGGAAGAACGACGACAAGAAUCACGAGCAGGGGAUGCAGUGGAUGCAGAAGAUCUACACGGGGAACCUCGAGAGUACGCUCCAGUUGUUCGACGCGCAUCGGGAUUUUGCGUGGAUUUCUACGGAGAUCACGUAUGGGCUUUAUUUAUCGGAUCGGCAGGCGUUGGAUGAUUGGGAUACGGAGAUUGUGGUGUUGGUGGGGAUCAUGAUUCAGAAUCUGAGGUUGGAGACGCAUUGGCAUAUUAGGGGGGCGAGGCGGAUCGGGAUGGAGAUGCGGGACGUGAAGGUUCUGGUGGGGUGUGUGAGGGAAGUGGCGCGUUUUAUGGGGGUCAAGUUGGAUAGAGUGCCUGAGGUGGAGGAGGUGGAGGAUGAUGUGUAGGAUUUGGGUGGUAGAGGGGUUGUUACUGGGAAUUGCGCCGUAAGAGAGGACGAAGGGGAUACUGGAAGCCCUUUUUAGGGCCAGAGCCAUGCAUCUGCUAGAAUAGCGAGCAUUCGAGCAUUGAAUCUCAGCGAUCUCUAUAAGAACACGGGCAGAGCACAGGUCGGCGCCGUUGACAAGUCGUAUUAUCCACCAGCCAGUACA
Molecule: messenger RNA, 1381 nt
Organism: Westerdykella ornata
Lineage: Eukaryota; Fungi; Ascomycota; Dothideomycetes; Pleosporales; Sporormiaceae
Exons: 1
Coding region: 443-1177 (244 amino acids)
Source: RefSeq, a predicted model, not a curated record